AUGGCCUCAAUACCAAGAAGAUACCGGUCGUCCACUUCGGCCUCGAACCCACCGCAAACCAAGUCCUUCGAAAUCUUAAAGGGCUUGCUUGAAGCUCUCAGUAUCGAUACGACCCUUCACCAGCAAGAUGGCUUCCCUCAAACGCCGCCAUUGUUGCGAAAACUCCGACAUAUUAUACAGCACAUAUCUGCGACACGAUCGCCCGUCCAUCAAGAUGACUUUCGACAUGCUGACGGCUUCGAAACAAUACUUAAUCUUCUCCGAGCCUUCUCAGGCUAUUACGAUCCCGAUAAAAGAAGCGAUGCCGACAUGCUUUCCCUGUUUAAGUUGCUAGGAGACUGUCUGAACCUCUUUUCGGUUGCCCUACGUGGGCAUGCAGGAAACCGACGCUAUUUCCAAUAUAAAGUUGAGGGAGGCGGAUGGGAGGCCCUGGAACAAGUCAUCGCAAGUAUAGGAUUGGGCGGUGCUGAGCCUGAUGCCUGGAUAAGUUGCCAUGUAUUCGGCAAACUGCUCGCUUUCUCCUUGGACGAUGAGGCACUCGAUCUCCUUUGUCAAUCCAUCGGACAAUCUCUACGACCCGACGACGAGAACUCCCCUAAAGAAGAUGAAAGCGACAGCGCCGAAGAGCAAUGGGAUUUGGUAUUGGCCAAGUCUGCAGAAAAUAUUACGCCCGGCGUACGAGAAGUCGUCAAUGCCAAGACUAUAAUACGGCACCCAGAAAUUUUGAGAGCCGUCGUCAGUUUCUGGACGGCUAUUCCUCGAAUGAAAGAUGGCCUCGCGAACCCAGCUUCUUUACUUGUUCUAGAGACAAUUUACUGCGCUAUCUCAGUCUCUAUAUAUAACCGGGCUGCUGUCCAUUCGACUGGCGCCCUGUCGCAGUUCCUCCGAGUUGCUUUCAAUGCCAAUUCAGCUCUUAGCCCACCUGAGCGGGAGAAGGUAUUGGCCAUCUGCAAGAUACUCAUGUACUUGGGCGUGAACGAACCGGCCGACACACAAUUCUUACUAUCAACACCCGGCUCUGAGGCGUCUGAAUUUUGCUUACAGAUGACAAACAAACAUACAGGUCCUCCUUUCUUCCAAUUCGACCUGUCUCUACACGGCCACUCAUCGCUCGAGUUGUCCAGUCUUGGCCGAUCGUUUCCGCCGCAGUCUAGUGCAGGUUACACAUUUACAGCAUGGAUUCGAGUAGACAGCUUCGACCCUACUGCACAUACAACGAUAUUUGGCGUCUUUGACUCCACGCAGUCAUGUUUUGUGCUCAUGUACCUCGAGAGAGAUACCCACAACUUUAUCCUUCAAACAUCUGUUACUUCCAAUAAGCCUAGCGUGCGCUUCAAGUCUGUUUCGUUCAAGGAGAAGAAGUGGUAUCACAUCGCCAUUGUGCAUCGCCGACCAAAGACGAUGGUCACGAGCAAGGCGUCAUUGUAUGUCGAUGGUGAAUUUUCAGAGCAAAUACGCUGCAAUUAUCCUCAUCUGCCGCCCUUGGCUACUGGUGCUCAUGACAGUUUUGCCUCGUUCAACUCUAAUCAGAACAAGACCAACCCAGUGCAGGCUUUCGUCGGUACACCGAAGGAUCUUUCUAACCAAAUAGGAUCUGGCCUCGUCUUCUCGCGAUGGUCGCUUGCUUCUGCACAUUUGUUCGAGGAUGCUUUGAGCGAUGACUACCUCGCGGUCCAUUACGGCUUGGGACCGCGAUACCAGGGCAACUUCCAGGACAGCCUGGGUGGCUUCCAGACUUAUGAGGCAUCUGCUACUCUGGGCCUCCGUAACGAGAUUGCACAUCCUGGAAAGGGCGAGACUUCGGACAUCAUCAGAGCUGUCCGUGAGAAAGCUGGUUCACUACUACCUGAAUCCAAAAUCUUGCUCAGCAUUCUUCCUUCGGCAACGUUCCCUGAAAAUGUGCAAUUCUACGACACGGGACUUUUGCGAUCGCUCCCGCGAAACUGUGCUCGCAAUCUUUUCAGGGCAUCCAACCAAGAGGGUGCACCUCUAGCUAUCAACUGUGCUGUUCCUAGUCUUCCAGACUCUCUGUUCCGCGUUCAGGGUCUUCUCUCAUUCCGCGGCGACCCUAUUGUCGCUGUGCCGUCGUAUUUGGACGAGAAUCUAUGGCGACUCGCCGGUUUCACACCACUGGCUUUGAAGCUCUUUGAGCGAGCGUCAUCAAUUGAAGAAACAGUACGAUCGGCGGAAAUGUUGUUCUACUGUAUUCGUCAGAGCUGGAGGAAUAGCGAGGCUAUAGAGAAGGACAAUGGAUACGGAAUCCUGGCUAUGCUUCUACGCGUGAAGCUAGGAUACGAUCGUGGUAGCAGCGACUCUACGGUCACUCGACUGCAAUUCUCAAACGACGAUCGCGACCGACUGGCCUUUCAACUACUCAGCUUGAUCCUUGGCUUUGUCGGAUACAAUCAUGUGGAGCCAAUGGAGUCGUUCAUCAUUAACCCCCUUGCCUACCGCAUUCUUCUUAUUGACCUGGACAUCUGGCGCAAGUCGGCACCUCGAAUUCAAGAGUUAUACUACAAACAAUUUGUGACAUUCGCAGUCAAGAGCAAGUACCAUGAGUUCAACAGCAGGAGGCUAAUCAGGAUGAGAAUCGUCAAGAGGCUGCUAGAUGCCAUGAAAGGAGAGGUCGUUUCGGAAGACACAAUAUCGCAUUUCAUGGGCGCCUUUGAGAUUCUUGUCACAUCCAACUUUAGUCAAGAGGUCAUGCGAUCAUUGUCGCUUUUCAUCACAUACGCCUUCCACUCUCAGCCUUUGCCUAUCAAUAGAAGCCCACGAGCUCUCUCAAUCAAUUCGAGAACCGGGAUUCCACUUCCACGACGGAGGGGAACGCCAACCGAUCCAACUGCAGCUGGGAUUGCUUCUGGUCUGAAAUUCCUGACCAAGAAGCAGCUUGGCGUCAAGGUUCUCAGCAUGUACUCACGAAUACUUUGCGAGAAGGGCAACACUAGCCAUAUCAAAAAGUUUGCCAGAACGGUGACAAACAAGUGGCUCCUGUACCUGUUGGCUGAAGAUGAUCCGGAGGUCGUUGUUCACGGCUGCAAGAUCCUGGCACGACUUCUUGUUACUCAUGGCUCCAAUUACACAUCGAAAUUCGCUGGAAAGUCGGGAGGUUUCGUGAUCAUGUCCAACAGACUAAAGCGAUUCUGGGAUAUGCCAACUCUAUGGCCCAUCUGCUUCAGUAUUCUCUUUGGCUACGAUGUGGCCGAGAUCAAUUUUGACAGGAACUUUGACUUUUUCAACAUCCUAGAGACAUUCGGCAAGCGCAAGGUUGUGUAUCCCGAGUCGUUGUCUGUCAUUACGGCGAUGUUGCAGCAUGGACUGAAAGAUGUAAUGAGACACCAGGAUGAUCCAGAUUCACCGGCAACGUAUGUUGACCCGUCUUCACAUACUCUAAAGAAGCAUGCAUCCGCCAAAGAGCUCCGCCCUGAAAUGCGACCGCGAGCAAGCUCCAUGAACUUGACCACUGCCCUUGCGACACGUUCAAACUUCUCUCGUGACAGCGAAAGAGUUGCAAGCUAUGCAGGUGUUCUGCACACUGUGAUCCGUUUCCUCCUUGAUCUCCACGAGCGCUCGACAGAAUUUAGGGACUUUGCUUUAACUUCAGAAUGGGUGAGAUUGCUACUGUCGGCGCUUUAUCCAGUCAUUGUUAGCGCCGAUGCGGUGACGCCUGAAACCGAGUUGAACUCUGGAGAUACGGCCUUGACAUUCGAAGGGACAGAUGUUAUUAUCCGGCCUAUUGGUGGUAGUGGUUCUCAUGCGACACCAAUCGUGCGAACAACAAGCGUUGAUCCAGUCCCGUCGCCUCAGUCGACACCACCCAAGGGCACGCCGCUAAGAAGAGCCUCAUCAUUUGUUCUUCUCACCCAGCAGAAAUCGCCCGUUGGUCCCAGUCCGGCUCGUUUGAGUCCUGCUUUGCCAUCGCCUAGGUCGACGCCUAGUAAGAGACCAAGCAGCGACAUCUUGGACGGACUCAUGGAGCUGGUAGUGAGUGUCUUUAUGGAUCAGCUUCUUUCGCGAAAAGACUUUGCCGGAUUUGGCUUGUUCACCAAGGUCCCUCCUGGCUUCCGUGAACACCAAGCUUACUUUGAGAGUUAUAUCCUGAAGCAUGUGGUUGGCCAACUGGAGAAGAACAUCCAAGUCAAUCAGAAAGCAAUCUGCGAACCUCGUGUGCUGACCAACCUCUCAAGGCUUUGUCAACAUAUGUCGGAAGCUAUCUUUGAAGGAUGGUUCCUGAAUGGGGCCGAGGUCAUGAUUGACUUUAUCGGGAUGCUUCUCGAAUUUUUGCAACGUCCCGAUAUCGCUACACUGAAGAGCGUCCGACUCUGCAGUCAGGCUGUCAACAGCAUUCGAUUCUGUCUUUUGAGAAUAAUUCUUUUGCGGUUGUCUGACCUUGAUAGUCCAGAUACCACACUGGUAGAGGCUAAGCAGUUCAUGGGCAAGAUGGCGUACUGGCAAAUGUCAAUUCUUGGCUCUUUCGUGAGCGAGGACCACCAGUUCCUGAAGCUGUUCUGGUACCAGCUCUACACUAAACUCAUCAGCGACAAGAUGCCUCUUCGAACUGCAGCGGCCACUUUUUUACGCAUCAUUUUGGUGCAGAAACCGGAAGAGUCUAUUGAGCUGAUUCAUUCAUGCAUGUCGCCGGAUCAGAAGCAGCUUUCCAAGGACUUUCAGCAAUUAACAGGCGUGGAUGACGAAAGUUUUGUGGAGUGGGUUGACAAACAUCGCCCGUCCCUGGAUGUACUGUUUUUCGGCGGCAUGUCAAAGACGUGGGAAGACUUUGUCAGCUCCGAAAAUGCACGCACUGCAGAGACAGCCAAGGUCCGGUUGGCUAAACGCAAAGACAAACUUAGAGUGUGGCAUGCAGAGAACAUCAACACGGAGAAAACUUUGCUCAGUCAUGACAUCGGUAACAGCGCCUGGAUGAAGAGCAUCUACAACUCUGAGUAUUUCAAGUACCAGCGGAUCAUGCAAGACCAACAGGAUGAUCUUGUGUUUCUUAGCGACGCUUACAAGAAGAUGGAAAGAGACCUUAUGCGACCCGGCGCGGUGUUUAGCGAAGCCGCGCCUCCUAAAUGGAAGCUCGACCGAACAGAAGGACGAAACCGAAUGAGGCUCAGGGUUCUACCUGACUUUACGAUAAGUAAGGAUGAAUAUCAGCCAAAGAGAAAGGCGAGCGAGGUUUUGCAGACUCUUCGUGUCAACACAUCGGCCAGCCCAGCACCCUCGAUCGUUACGUCUGCCGUAUCGCCAAUAAAGUCAACCACCCCCGCACCUUUAGAGAGCAACAACGAACCUCCUCGGUUCACCGAAGAGCCCGAGAACACCGAGCCAGCAGAGCAGCCGUCCUCUGGUGUCGCGCCCGAAGACGACUUUGAGCUUGUUGACGAUCCCAACGAUCCCAAUGAAGGAGACGAGGGCUUUGAGGACAAGAACCGCAAGGUAAUGCGACGGCUGGAGCGUGGAGAUCAAGUUCAGUCUGCAUACAAUGUCUCGCGUAUUAUCGGACUGGAAGCCUGUGAGGGUAUUCUCAUCAUCGGAAAGGAUGCGCUUUACAUCAUGGACAACGUGUUUCAAUGUGCUAACGGAGACAUUGUCAACGUCUGGCAAGCUCCGCCCGAAGAGCGUGACCCUUUCUCCCAGAUUGUCACUGAUGCCAAGACGUCAGAAAAGCGACAGAACAAUAAGGAACAAGAGUCGAGGCAUUGGCGAUGGCACGAUGUUAUCAGCAUCUCAAAACGCCGGUUCCUUUUCCGAGAUGUCGCGAUUGAGGUGUUCUUUACCGAUGGUCGAAGUUAUCUCUUGACUACAAUCAACCCAGUAGUCCGGGAUAACUUGUUCAUCAAGAUGCUCAGCAAGGCACCUCACACCAGUGGUGCCAACACUCUCCCGAACCCCGAAGACGCCUGGCGCUUGGAGUCUCUCAAGGUCUUUGAUGAAUCGCCCCAAGGAUUUGGGUCCAAGUUUGGCACCUUUUUCAACUCAUCGCCUUGGAACCCAAUCCUCAAGAAAUGGCAAAAGGGCGAAAUCUCCAACUUUCACUAUCUCAUGAUGGUAAAUACCAUGGCUGGUAGGACCUUUAACGAUUUGACACAGUACCCAGUGUUCCCAUGGGUCUUGGCAGAUUACACCAGCGAGGAUCUGGAUCUUGACGACCCUAAUACAUUCCGAGAUCUGUCCAAACCGAUGGGCGCGCAGACGCCACACAGAGUUGGGGGCUUUGUCGAGAGCUACAACGCGUUGGAAGAGAUAGGAGAGGUCCCUUUUCACUACGGCACACACUACUCUUCUGCCAUGAUUGUGUCAUCCUACCUGAUCCGUCUGCCACCUUUUGUGCAGUCUUAUAUCCUUCUCCAGGGCGGAAGUUUUGAUCACGCAGAUCGUCUCUUCCAAUCCAUCCCAGAAGCAUGGCAAUCUGCCUCGUGCAGGAACAAAACAGACGUGAGGGAGCUCAUCCCCGAAUUUUACUGUCUCCCCGAAUUCUUGACCAACAUUAAUGGCUACAACUUUGGCAAUCGCGAAAGCAACGGCGUUAAGGUCGACCAUGUCGAGCUUCCCCCAUGGGCCAAGGGUGAUCCAAGAAUAUUUAUCGCCAAGCACAGAGAGGCACUGGAGAGUCCCUACGUGAGUGAGAAUCUACACCAGUGGAUUGAUCUCAUCUUUGGAUUCAAGCAACGAGGCGAGGCGGCAGUGGAGAACGUUAAUGUGUUCCAUCAUCUUUCGUACCGUGGUGCGACAGACUUGGAUAGCAUCACCGAUGCAAAGGAGAGAGCCAUCUUGGCCGGAGUCAUUCAUAACUUUGGACAGACGCCGCAUCAAGUGUUUAUGAAGUCGCAUCCUGCUAGAGAGCAUGUCCGAUCUCCCGUUCGACGAUUGGAUACGAACGUGUUUUCUCUAAGCUGUUUGCCGCACCCUCUUCUCGGUAUGGACUCUGCUUCUCGAUCUGUAAACAUGACUGACAACCCCCCAACAGAAAGCCACGAGCGUGUAGCUUCACUGCUCUACGCAUCCAAGCUGGACCGCUUACUGUGUGCUUCUCCAUUCAGGCUUAACUUCCCGCCAUACGACAAGUUCCUCGAAUGGGGCUAUGCUGACAACAGUAUUCGCUUCUUCUUCAGCGACAAUCGAAAGGUAACACGAAACCAUAUUCUCAUUCACGGCCACAUCGCUAACUCGACAAAGCCGGCUGGCCUCUUUGAGAAUCUCCACAUUGGACAAAUCUCUUGCGCCUGCUUUGCUGAUUCCAAGACGUUGAUCACCGCUGGUGAGGACUGUGUCGUCUCGGUGUACGCAGUUCAGACUGGCCAUGGCAAACCAGUCGAGCUGCUCCCAAGGUCUAGUCUGUUUGGACACAAAUUCCCAGUGACGACAAUUGCAGUCAGCAAGGCUUUCAGCACUCUCUUGACUGUGUCUGCGGACGGGCAGGCGUUCCUGUGGGACCUUAACCGACUAUCAUUUAUUCGCAAGCUGCCUUUGGUGCGCCCUGUCGAAUCUGCUCGCAUCAACGACAUCUCGGGCGAGAUUCUCCUCUGCUCGGGACCGAACGUGAUACUCUACACUCUCAACGGCACAUUGCUUCUGGAACAAAAUGUCUGCUUCGACCAAGAUGACUACAUCCACUCGUGCGCCUUUUACGAGGGCGCUGGAAACGAGUGGCUUGACAAUUACUUGAUCUUUACAGGCCACAAGCGCGGCAUAGUCAAUGUCUGGCGACGCAGCAUCGUCGGCAGCCGGUGGACUUUGGAGCUGCUGAGAAAGCUUGAUCAUGUGGAUUACAAGCACGAAAAGGGCGCGAAUACAGAGGCGGGCAUGACGUGCAUCAGCCCAAUGCCAACAUGCGUCUACACAGGUGAUGAUGACGGUAGAGUCUACGAAUGGAAUCUACUGAGCAGGGAUAGAUAG
Molecule: messenger RNA, 7899 nt
Organism: Fusarium poae
Lineage: Eukaryota; Fungi; Ascomycota; Sordariomycetes; Hypocreales; Nectriaceae
Exons: 4
Coding region: 1-7899 (2632 amino acids)
Molecular function (GO): protein binding
Source: RefSeq, a predicted model, not a curated record